Messenger RNA from Ostrea edulis (European flat oyster), 5039 nucleotides. Its product is annotated as DNA-binding protein RFX2-like. Bases 117 to 3134 code for a protein of 1005 amino acids. The record is from RefSeq and is a predicted model, not a curated record. The transcript is spliced from 25 exons. Gene Ontology annotation, molecular function: RNA polymerase II cis-regulatory region sequence-specific DNA binding; DNA-binding transcription factor activity, RNA polymerase II-specific. Gene Ontology annotation, biological process: regulation of transcription by RNA polymerase II. Lineage: Eukaryota; Metazoa; Mollusca; Bivalvia; Ostreida; Ostreidae.
UAGCAAACCGGAAUAUGGACCGAGUUUCUCCAAUUUUUACUUAAUUUGUUCUCUAAUAAAAGAGGCAAAAAUAAACCUCAUAUCCGGGAGCACCAUCUGGUUGUACAAAAUACAUCAUGGUUUUUUAUUUCACCAGCAAUGUUGUAUCCCCAGCUUACACCAUAUAUAUGGGUGAAGAUAAGCAUGAAAAUGAGGAACUUAUUAGAUGGGGUUUUCCUGAAGAUGUUUGGUUCCAUGUUGACAAAGUCUCCUCUGCACAUGUGUAUCUAAGGUUGCAUAUAAAUGAAACUUUAGAUGAUGUUCCACAGUCCGUGAUAGAUGACUGUGCACAACUUGUAAAGGCAAACAGUAUCUCAGGUAACAAAAUGAAUAACAUAGAAGUUGUGUACACGAUGUGGGCUAACUUAAAGAAAACUCAGGGCAUGGACGUCGGACAGGUUGGAUUCUUUAAGGAUAAAGAGGUCAGAAAAGUGAAAGUAGAGAAAAGAAUAAAUGAAAUAGUUAACAGGAUAAAUAAAACGAAAACUGAGGAUCACCCAGAUUUCCGUAAGCUAAGGGAAGAUCGAGAUCGGGAGGAACGAGAUAAUCAAAAAAAGAAGAUGGCGGAGCAAAGGAAGAGAGAGAGGGAAGCAGAGGAGCAGAAAAAGAAAGACUCGGAAACAAGAUCUUAUGCAAGUUUAAUGAGACCAGAAAAUAUGAGUUCAAAUCAAGAUGAUGGUAAUGACUCGGAUGAUUUUAUGAGAAAUUGUACCCAGAUUCCAAUACCUAAAAUGGAAUCUCGUGUCUUUGCUGACGCGGGGAGACUGGCAACAGUUGCCGUAGGAAUAAACGCCAUAGACACCGUAGCUGUUGACGACUGUUACCCAACAACACAUCAUCCAAAUGUCCAGAUGGCUACACAGACAUUCGUAACAGAUUUGCAAGCAAUGAACCCAACUGUAGUACAAGUUCAGGGUUCCUCCAAGUCCCCAUCUACCUCUCAAUCACAGAAUGGACAGAAGACUACUAUCAUACAGCCCUCCCAAACACAUUCAGGACAGCAGUUCAUUGUUACAAUUCCAGAUCAGCUAGGAGAUCAGGGACAGAAUGCUGACACUGUGACUAUUCAACAGGGAGGACAAACAGUUUACCCUACACAUGUACAGUACGUAGAUGGCUCUGAUCCUGGUAUCUACGCAAAUGGGCAAAUGCAAGGUACUUACCAGAAUGAGUACGGACAGACAAUGUAUACCCCAGUAUCUAGCACAUACUAUCAGAGUACAGGGCAGCAGUUAGGGACGGUACAGACUGUUCAGGGACAGAUAUUGCAGCACCAGGGUGGAACAUAUCUAAUCCAGGGAGGCACCAUGGACGGGGAAGGCACCCCCCUAACCCACACCACCAGAGCCUCGCCUGCCACGGUCCAGUGGUUGAUAGACAAUUACGAGACAGCUGAGGGCGUGAGUUUACCUCGGAGUACCCUGUAUAAUCACUACCUUCGACAUUGUCAGGAGCAGAACUUAGAUCCCAUGAAUCCAGCUUCUUUUGGGAAACUUAUCAGAUCUGUGUUCUUGGGACUAAGAACUAGACGAUUGGGUACAAGGGGGAACUCUAAAUAUCAUUAUUAUGGGAUAAGAAUAAAAGCCAAUUCUCCAUUAAAUCAGUUCACAGACAAUGAAACCAUGGCAAUCAGACAACAACCAAUGUAUCAUGGUAAAGGGAAAGGAGAAACAGAUGGCUCAGACAGUAAUCAGGGUUCACAUGGACCACAUGAUCCCGCCAAGGCUCAACAAGAACAACAUCAACAGUUUCUAGGGGAUGCCUCAGCAGCCCUUCCUAAUUUUGGUGAUAUUGACACAUCUGUGCCUUUCCCUGAUGGAGUUACUAUUGAGCAUAUCAAAUCGUUUGAAAAAAUGUAUAGAGAACAUGCCGAAGCUAUUGUUGAUGUAGUGGUCAAUCUACAAUUCUCUCUCAUUGAAGCCUUAUGGCAGGGCUUCUGGAGAAAUCAACCCCCAGAUCAGUUAACGGCUGACAAUGAUUAUGAGAAGCGGUUACCAAAGGAUAAGUUAUAUAUGGUCAGUUCAUAUGAGCCUCUUCAGCAAUGGGUCAGGAAAGCAGAUUACACAUUUUAUCAAGCACUAGUAGAAGUUCUGAUUCCAGAUGUUUUACGACCUAUACCUAGUUCACUUACACAAGCCAUAAGGAAUUUUGCCAAAAGUUUAGAAAACUGGUUGAAAGGUGCCAUGACUGGGGUCCCAGAGGAAAUGGUUAAGACAAAGGUGAGUGCUGUCAGUGCCUUCGCUCAGACUCUGCGUCGGUACACCUCACUGAACCACUUAGCUCAGGCAGCAAGGGCAGUUCUACAGAACACUUCCCAGAUCAAUCAGAUGUUAACUGAUCUCAACCGAGUGGACUUCGCAAAUGUACAAGAGCAAGCAUCCUGGGUCUGUCAAUGUGAUGAUGAUGUGGUUCAGCAGUUACAGGAUGACUUUAAAAAGACCUUGGAGCUCCAGAACUCGUUGGAACAGUGGGCUGUCUGGCUUGAGGGGGUGGUCAACCAAGUCCUUAAACCUCAUGAAGGGAGCGACAACUUUCCUAAAGCAGCCAGGCAAUUUUUGCUGAAAUGGUCAUUUUACAGCUCAAUGGUGAUAAGGGAUUUGACUUUGAGAAGUGCAGCUAGUUUUGGUUCUUUUCACCUGAUUCGUCUUCUGUAUGAUGAGUACAUGUUCUACCUGGUGGAACACAAAGUGGCAGCUGCUACAGGAGAGACUCCCAUAGCUGUCAUGGGGGAGUUUAUUGACAUUAGCAGUGCUGUACUGAUGAGUAAUCUUGAAGCUGAAACAAAGCCUGUAGUGAUUAAUAAGCCUGCAACAAAUGCUACGACAACCUCUGCUCAAACAUUGCUGAACAAAAGUGAGACUGGACAGCCCAAUACCACCACACUUAUGGUCUUGUCCAAUUCUGGCACUACUGGAAAUGUCAAUGGGAAUGUCAUUGUGACAGCAGCUCCAGGUUCAAACCCUACCACUGUUACUGUAAGGGCAGCCAGUACAGGAAAUACUAUCCCUGGAACCAAAACCAUUGUUGUGAUGCCAGUAUCUAAUGCAGUGGGCUCAGGGGAUGCACAAAGUGCCAAGAGAUUAAAAGUGGAAUAGGAUUUACUACAGUACAUACAAGGAUGAACAAAUUGUGUUAUUUUAUGAUGAUAAUUCACCCCUUCUUGAAGUUGUAAUUCCAUCCUGUUUUGUACAUAUGUUUUUAUGUAUUUAGUGUACAUGUAUAAAAAUGCAUGUUAAGAGUUCAAGCAGUUGAUGAAAUGAAAAAUGAUUUAGCAAAGUACAAUGGAUAACGUAACACUUUGUUAAAUGGCAAUCUUUUCCCCUUAAAACUGAGAAUUAAUUGUGUUGAUUGAUCAGUCUCAAGGUCAAUAGACAUUGAAAGGUGGGUGAACUGCAAUGUAUGCAAAAAAAGGAUCUGGAAAAGAGGCCAGUAAAACGACAACUAGAAAAUGGCAGUGACACAGUUGUGAUAAAACAUUAGAUAGAAUAUUUCUGUAAUUUUUGACUGUAUUUUAUGGUGUUGCUUCUGAAAAGUUACUUUGAUGUCAAUUACAUGAUAAAAAUUUAAUGCAUUCAUUAUUCCCUCACAAUUUAUUGUGAUAGGGGAUAUAUUAACGGGACAGUUCGUUUGUGGGCGAGUGUGUGUGUGUGACUGUGAAGUUGCAGACACUCUUUGCAUGAUUGAUACUUCACAGGUAGCUUUAUUAUCAAAAGAGGAAGAACCCUAUUGAUUUUUAGGUCCAAAGAUCAAGGUCACUAUGGAACUUAUUAGUAAAAGUUUGUAAACAUUCUACAGGCUAUAUUUUUUGCUUCUUUGAUUUGAUACUUCAUAUGUAGCUUUGUUCUCGAGAGAGAGAGAACACUACUGAUUUCGGGGUAUAAAGGUCAAAGUUCAACAUCACUUGGAAUUCAUAAUUCUUGUAAAAACUCUGCAGACCAUAUUUCCUGAUCAAUUUGAUACUUAUCAUAUAGGUUUAUUAUCAAGAAAGGAAGACCCCUAUGGGUCCAUAGAAAAGCGCUUGUGGACACUCGUGAGGGGAUAUGCCCUGCCUUGUGAAGCUCUUGUUUACCAUGCAUUCAUCUUUUGAAUUUGUUUGUAAUUGCAUACUGUUUCAAAUUCUUUUUAUUUUUUUUUUCCUUUCAAAUUCUUGGUCUCUUGUCGUACAUGAUUGAAUACUGCUCAUUGAAUGUUUUAAAUUCAGUAUUAUCUCCCAAUCGGUUUCUGCUAGAGUAUUGCAUUGUUUCAUGAAAUUUUACAUGACAGAUGUAGCAAGCUGUUCAAGUUGCAUGUACGUGAAAGCAGGGAGUUGCACAAAGACACAUAUACAGGUCUUUUCUUUUUAAUUUUGCAGGCAUUGUGUAUAAUUUUAGAUACUAGUCAUAUUUAUGGAUGUUUUUUUUUUGUUUGGUUUGUUUUUUUCCCCCAUCAUUUGGAAGGGUAUUCCAAAUACUUAUUCAGUUUGGAUUGCUUUGUCCCAAUAUAGCAAAAUUGUAUUUUUGGUUUAAAAAAAAGAAUCUUGUGUACAUACUAGUAAAUAUGCUAGUUAGCUAUAGAUCUCUUGUAUAUAGCUAAAUAAUUAUUUCGUAGGAAUUGAAUUUGGAGAUCAGAUUUUGCCGAUGCACUAUAGACUUUCGAAGUUUUUACACAUCAAUAUUAUUCCCUUCCUUUUGCAGUAGUUGUUCGACAAUCUGUGCCUUAGAUCAAAUGUAGCUGGACAAUGUUUGUACAGAAAGUAUAUGAACGUAGUUUAGCAAGAUGUGUAUUUUGCGAAUCAGGCAGGUAGUCUUUGAGAGCUUAAUUUUCUGAUUUGCAGUUAUUUAUGUUAUUUAUUAGUGUAUAAAUGGGGAAAGGCAUUGUGUUCAAUGAGACUGCUUCUCUUGUACUGCUGUUACCUUCUGAAGAAGGUAACAUUAAUGAUUCUGAAAAGUUAUUUUUGUGAUUGGAAAUCUUGAUAAAAAGUUAUGAAGAAUUGAAAUGAAUAAAACAAUUUGUUAAAUUAA